Molecule: messenger RNA, 2314 nt
Organism: Lacerta agilis (Sand lizard)
Lineage: Eukaryota; Metazoa; Chordata; Lepidosauria; Squamata; Lacertidae
Gene: SACM1L
Product: SAC1 like phosphatidylinositide phosphatase
Exons: 20
Coding region: 172-1941 (589 amino acids)
Biological process (GO): phosphatidylinositol dephosphorylation
Cellular component (GO): endoplasmic reticulum
Molecular function (GO): phosphatidylinositol-4-phosphate phosphatase activity
Source: RefSeq, a predicted model, not a curated record
GCCGCCGCGCCUCCGCCUUCGCCGGACGCCGAAAUGCUUUCCGAGUAGCUUUGUCCCAAGCGGCGCUCCGUCCCGAAAGGCCCAGGCGCGUCAGGUGAGAGGUGAGGCGAGAGUCCUGGACGCGGAGGAGCCGGGCGGUGCUUAAGAGGCGAGAGGCAGGCUGAGGGGGCCAUGGCGGCGGCGGCAGGAGCCUACGAGAACUUGAAGCUGCACAUAACGCCAGAAAGGUUUUAUGUGGAAGCUUGUGAUGAUGGAGCCAAUGACGUACUUUCCAUUGACAGAGUCUCCACAGAGGUCACUCUUACAGUUAAGAAAGAUAUUCCGCCUUCAGCAGUUACCAGGCAAAUAUAUGGCAUUUUGGGGACAAUCCGUCUAGUGGCAGGCACGUAUCUUAUUGUAAUAACAAAAAAGAGAAAAGUAGGUGAAUUUUUCAAUCAUGUUGUUUGGAAAGCAACAGACUUUGACAUCCUCUCUUACAAAAAGACAAUGCUACAUUUAACUGAUAUUCAGUUACAGGACAAUAAAGUCUUUUUAUCAAUGAUUAGCCAUGUAUUGAGUGUGGACGGAUUUUAUUUCUCUACGACAUACGACUUAACACACACUUUACAACGGUUGGCUAAUACCAGCCCGGAGUUCCAAGAAAUGAGCUUGCUUGAAAGGGCAGAUCCUCGGUUUGUAUGGAAUGGGCACCUCCUUAGAGAAUUUGCUGCUCAGCCUGAGAUCCAUAGGUUUGCUACUCCAGUGAUGCAUGGAUUUAUUAUCAUGCACUCUUGUUCCAUCAAUGGGAAAUAUUUUGACUGGAUUCUUAUUUCCCGAAGAAGUUGUUUCAGAGCAGGCGUGCGCUACUAUGUAAGAGGUAUUGAUUCUGAAGGACAUGCGGCUAACUUCGUAGAAACGGAACAGAUAGUACAUUACAAUGGGAGCAAAGCAUCUUUUGUUCAGACACGUGGAUCAAUUCCGUUUUUCUGGUCGCAGAGACCAAACCUCAAAUAUAAACCAAAGCCACAGAUCAGCAAAACAGUAAAUCAUAUGGAUGGCUUUCAAAGACACUUUGACAGUCAGAUUAUUAGCUAUGGAAAGCAAGUAAUUGUUAACCUGGUUAACCAGAAGGGCUCAGAAAAGCCGCUUGAGCAAACGUUUUCAAAAAUGGUAAACAGCUUGGGAAAUGGAAUGGUCAGAUAUGUAGCAUUCGAUUUCCACAAAGAAUGCAGUCAUAUGAGGUGGGAUCGGCUCCAGAUUUUAAUGGAUCAACUAGCUGAACAGCAAGAUGAAUUGAGCUACUUUCUGGUUGAUUCUGACGGGAAGGUGGUGUUGCAGCAAGAAGGGACAUUCCGCAGUAAUUGUAUGGACUGCCUGGACCGGACGAAUGUGAUUCAAAGCCUUCUGGCACGGCGCUCUCUCCAAGCACAACUUCAGAGAUUAGGCGUUUUGCAUGUUGGCCAGAGAAUUGAAGAACAAGCAGAAUUUGAGAAGCUUUAUAAAAACGCGUGGGCCGAUAAUGCAAAUGCAUGUGCCAAACAAUACGCUGGAACGGGUGCCUUAAAGACAGACUACACGAGAACUGGGAAGAGAACUCAGUGGGGCCUCCUGAUGGAUGGUUGGAACUCACUCAUUCGCUACUACAAAAACAACUUUUCUGAUGGAUUCAGACAGGACGCUAUAGAUCUAUUUCUUGGAAACUAUUCGGUGGAUGAAGUAGAUUCUCUCAGUCCUCUUCGUGUGCAGAAAGACUGGAAAUUUUUGGCUUUGCCUAUUAUUAUGGUGGUGGCUUUCUCAAUGUGCAUUAUCUGUUUGCUUAUGGCUGGUGACACCUGGACAGAGACCCUGGCCUACGUGGUUUUCUGGGGAAGCGCAAGCUUUGGAACUCUUGCUAUCAUCCUUUACAACGGCAAGGAUUUUGUAGAUGCGCCCAGGCUGGUUCAGAAGGAGAAGAUGGACUGAAUUUGUGUGUGUGGAAAACAGCUUGGUAGGGAUGGCUCCUCAACCAGUACCUGGAGCCUCUACUGAUCUGUUUUCCACACAAGCUCGUGGUCUUUUUUUCUUUUUAGCUUUCAUCUUUGCAGGGUGAAAAAGUGAAUUGAACUUGUUACUUGGUGGAGGGGAUUGGCCGUUUUGAUUCUAUAGUCACAAUGAUCUUAGGAGUAUUGCAUUUACUGGAGAGCUUGCACACAUAACCAUUAGGAGGAUUAAGAGGUGAAAGCCAGUUUGCACCGUGGUCCCACAGGGUGUUAACUGGAUUCACAAAAAGGGUGUGCCAAGCUUCACAACCCAUGAAUGUAGUAUUGUAAAAUCUUUUGAGAUGUCUCAGCCUUUU